Messenger RNA from Rhagoletis zephyria (snowberry fruit fly), 2589 nucleotides. RefSeq names its product ring finger protein 220 (gene RNF220). Gene Ontology annotation, molecular function: metal ion binding; ubiquitin protein ligase activity. Lineage: Eukaryota; Metazoa; Arthropoda; Insecta; Diptera; Tephritidae. The record is from RefSeq and is a predicted model, not a curated record. Gene Ontology annotation, biological process: protein ubiquitination.
AAUGUCUACCGCUGCGUGUGAGUGUGUGUAGUUGUUUUUUCUUCUGUUUGUGCUGAAAUCGUCCAUGAAGCUUUGCUUUUGUUUUGUAUUAUUAAUCGAAAUUUUUAAUAAAAAUCGGGCCGGUAAUUUUUAUAUAUUAACCGGUAACAGCAAUAAAAAUGGAGGCUACAUCAGAGUCAAUCAGCCGAUUGCUAACAGGCGGCUCGGCUGAGGAGUAUCUACAGUGUCCUACGUGCGAGUGCAAGCUACAGCAUUGGGAAGUGAAGCCACACUUUGACCAGGAAAUGGAGCGCUUAAAACAAUUACAAAUGAAAGCAGUAAGUGAGGCAACUGUCGAGUUAACACAGCAAAGUGCUAGCAAUACAGUGGUACAUAAUGAGGAGCGACGUAAGCCUUGGACUAUAUUCCAGCGGGUGCAACGAAAUCGGCAUACACGUCUCAGGCGAAGAACUGGUAAACGCCCCCCACCACCAACCGAACAGCAAUGCCCAGUGUGUAACGCCUCUUUUCCAUUAGAAGAAAUAGAGCAACAUGCAGAACAGUGUCUACGCCGCACUAAUGGCGCAGUCAAUGGUCCUGAUGGUGGUAGUUCAAGCAAUGAAGACGAGAAUGGCGAGGAAUACGAAGAAUAUGAAUGGGCUGGUCAAAAACGUAUACGUGUUUCCAGUCUCUUACAAGGCGGUUAUGCUGCAAUCGGUGUAGGACAGUCUGUAGCAAACCACAGCGCUGGCAGUGUUCCAAAUAACUCCCAGAUUGGCGACGAAGAGGAAGAAGAUUUAAAUGUAGACGAGGAUGACACUCAUUUAUAUGGGCCGGCGCAGUACGCUGAAUCUGAUGUUAUACCACCCAUAGCGGAGGAGAAUGGCAAUAGUGCAGAUGGUGAUGUUACUAGUUACAUGCGACGUCUAAUAACUGGCUCUACUGAAACAACUCUAAUCAGCGCUAAUGCGACGGAGUUGCAACGCGCAAUUAAUAGUACUAAUACGUUAGCUGGAAAUAUAGAAUUAAGCAUUCCACGGGCUGAAAUAACUGCCGAUUUGGUUUCUAAAGAAAAGCAAGAACUCAAAUCACAUACUGUUGCGCAGCAAUAUAGUUCGCAGAUAAUAGAGUCAUUGAAAAGUAAAUUGCGACAUUAUGAAAAUCAAGUGCAGAAUAAGUUUAAAUGCUUGAUUUGCUUAGACGACUACCGAAAUCCAGCUAUAUCGGUAGCUUGCUGGCACGUGCAUUGCGAAGAAUGCUGGCUGCGCUCGCUAGGAGCACGAAAGCUCUGCCCACAGUGCAAUUUGAUUACAACACCAAAAGAUUUACGUAGAAUUUAUAUGUGAAAGAAGCGUAGUAAUACAAGUAUUUGGUAGAAGUAUAAUAAGUUUCCUACGUAUACGGAUUUUAAGAUUUAUUUAAAUGCAAAUGUUUUUCAUUUCAGUACAUUUGAAUCAGUUUUAUACAAUUUUUCGUAUUUUCAUGCAAAUUUAUACACUUAUACAUUUGAGAUAAGCGUGAUAUAUUAAAAUAAUAUAGCUAGUAUUUAAGAAAACAGAUCCGAAGCUGUGUUGCAGUUACAAUAAAAAUACAAGACAUUAAGCUGUAAGAAAUUGUGGUAAACAUAAAUAACGAACACUUAAUUGAAAUUUUUGAAUUCUGCAUCUCUGAAGCAAGUUGGCGAAGAAAGUGUAAGGGUUCGAAUAGUAUAAGAAUUUCUAAGACCCGCCGUUUUUUUGCGGCUACUUAAUCUUCCUUUAACACAAAUGUCUUUAAUCGUCGGAGUUAAAUUGACGGUAUUGAAGGCUUCCUGAAUAAGAGAAGUUUAAAAGGCAGGUAAAGUGUUGAUUAGUGUCAUUCGGGUAUCAGAGUAAUGCAUAUUUAGAAAACUGUUAAAAAGCGUGGAACUUUCCCAAAGAGGUUUGCUGCUGGACCAGAGAACGCUGCUGGAGUGACCGACCUUAUGCAGGUAUACAUACAUACAUACGUACAUACAUUCAUCCCUGUAGUGAAGAUUUCAGUUAAAAGUAGUUUUAGCAAAAUAUUUUAUGUUUAAUUGGUUUUUGAAUAUCCGGUGGCAAAGGUUAGCCGCUUAAGCCAUUUUGAGGACUUUCACCAAUCCGUGCCCUCAAAUUAGUGCUCCCUUAAAUAAGAAAAUAUUUCAUCUCUGUUUUCAUGAAUCAUUGUUUGCUUUUUUUAUCGAAUACCUUGAUUUUUAAUCUAAUCUAAUAGCUUAUUCGCUACUACUUUACCGUUAUUCCUUAAUUCCUUAUUCUAUUUAAUUUAAAUUGCAACCUUUUUACAUGCAGUAACGCUACAUAAAUUGUACAUAAAUCUUUAGAAAAACCCCUCCCAUUUACGGCAAGAGAACGGCAUUUUGUAAAAUGCGAAUCUUGUAUGGCUUUUGUGGUUCCGUUUUUCAUUUCCACUUUCAUCUUUUUUCCGUUCGUAAAUAUUUACGACAGAGAACGUAAUUAAUUUACGAUCACUCUUUCAGCAAGCCCAACACAAGCAGAAUUGAAAAUAUUUGUAAACGUUCAAAAUAUCCCAACAAGCAUUUCAGUAAAGCUGAUGCCAGAUAAAACUUUGGGGCUUUGAUAUUUAUAACUC